AAGGUAAUAGUUUGGUGAGACAGAGACAUAUAGGACCACUUCGCUUGGGUUCUAGCUGUAAAGAGUUCAGUACAAGUCAUGGCUCAUGGUACAACAAUAGUCCAAAAUGGCUAGCUUAGUCAUUCUUCCUUCAUCACUCCUCACCAAUCAAGAGUUCCAUGGGAAACUUCCUUCUCUACUUGACAAACUUUGUAUCUCUCUCUCUCUCUUGAAAUUCCUAUAUAACCAGUGACAAGUUCCAAAAACAUUUGCACGGGUAUUGCAAAUGGAGACAAUAUCAUCUAAAACCCAAGUUGAGAUGGUGAUUGAGAUAUCUGCUCAUAAAUCACCACCACAAUGUGGCUCCCUAAUUAACAUGAGACAAACAUUGUUGUCAAUCUUAGCUAGAUUUCAUGCAGGUUACUUCCGGAUAAGUCUCUCUCUAUGUAGCCAAGCCUUACUGUGGAAAAUCCUUAAAGAAUCAACAAAGGAUGCACAUGCUCUCCGGCGUGUGUUUCACUUGCUACCGUCCACAGCUUUCACUCUUCUUUGGUCACUGGCCUUCUUCACAUUGGCUGCACUAUCUGUUCUUUACAUUCUAAGAUGUCUGUUUCACUUUGAUCUGGUGAAAGCUGAGUGCUUGCACCAUGUAGGAGUGAACUACUUGUUCGCCCCAUGGAUUUCUUGGCUUCUCUUGCUACAGUCGUCGCCAUUUAUCGAUCCUAAAACGACAUCCUACCUAGUGCUUUGGUGGGUCUUUGUGGUUCCAAUUAUAGUACUUGAUGUGAAGAUCUAUGGACAAUGGUUCACUAAGGGGAAGAGGUUUCUAUCUACAGUGGCGAAUCCGACAAGUCAGCUAUCGGUGAUUGGGAACCUGGUGGGAGCACAAGCGGCAGCAAACAUGGGGUGGAAAGAGACUGCCGUUUGUAUGUUCUCUUUGGGCAUGGCACAUUAUCUUGUGCUCUUUGUCACUCUUUAUCAAAGGCUAUCAGGAAGCAAUCGUAUUCCAGCAAUGUUAAGGCCAGUUUUCUUCCUGUUCUUUGCAGCUCCUAGUAUGGCGAGCCUUGCUUGGCAUGCCAUCUCCGGGACCUUCGACAAUUCAGCCAAAAUGCUCUUCUUUCUCUCAUUCUUCCUCUUCUUGUCCCUGGUUUCCAGGCCAAUCCUAUUCAAGAAAUCCAUGAGAAGGUUUAAUGUAGCAUGGUGGGCAUACUCUUUCCCUCUCACAAUCCUAGCACUAGUUACAGUACAGUAUGCACAAGAAGUGAAAGGCAGCCUUGCCCAUGCAAUAAUGCUAGCAUUGUUAGCACUCUCAGUCAUAAUGUGUCUCGCGCUAAUGCUGUUCACUGCAAUCAAUUCAAAUAUGUUAUUACCAGAAAAAGAUCCUAUUUUGAGCAGCAAUAGUGACUGUGCAGCAACUAAACUAUAGUCGCUCAAAUAUUCUCUAUGGUUUUUAUUACCUAGCGGUUAGCUUAGUGAAGUAUAGUAGUUAGCUCUGACGCUCUUAUAUAACUGAACUCUGAUGUAAUUAAUGUAGCUGGUGCUGAGAAAUGAAAAGCAUCAGUUUUCAAAACA
Messenger RNA from Tripterygium wilfordii, 1551 nucleotides. Its product is annotated as S-type anion channel SLAH1-like. Bases 266 to 1405 code for a protein of 379 amino acids. Gene Ontology annotation, cellular component: membrane. The transcript has 2 exons. The record is from RefSeq and is a predicted model, not a curated record. Gene Ontology annotation, molecular function: voltage-gated monoatomic anion channel activity. Gene Ontology annotation, biological process: transmembrane transport; intracellular monoatomic ion homeostasis. Lineage: Eukaryota; Viridiplantae; Streptophyta; Magnoliopsida; Celastrales; Celastraceae.